GCUCCUCCGUACAAAAUGUCAUUGAGCGAACAAAACGAAAACAGGUUUCGCGAUUUUUUACAAUCACAUAGGAAAAGUGAAAACUAAUUUGAGCUAAAACCCACUUUUCCCUACAUCUCUACCGAUAAGCAAUCACAUCUUACCGUCGUGCCAAAUGUAGCCGACGCGUGGAAAACGGUGAAAUAAGCUGCAGCACACUGUUUGUUCCCGAACAUCGCCAGCCGCUGGUGGAUGUGGAUUUCCGUGGACGGGUUUUGCCAUUGGGCCAAACUGUAAACAAACCCCGCCAUCAAAACACACAUACGCAGGACGAUCUAAAGCGGUCACGUUUUGGAUUCUGGACGGGGACGGGUUUUUCUCGGGUGGUGCUUUGAUUGGAUAAGAGUUCGGAACACACCUACCGGAGGGGGGCUUACGCGGGACGCGAGUGCAUCGAAUCUGCAAGGAUGGCUGGCCACAGCCUGAACGAUGACAAAGUGCGCACCGCCGACGUCAUGGUGGAACGGAGUCUGCUGUUCGAGCGGAUGUCAUUGUCGGAACCAGUGAAGCAGGCACUAGCUCGCAACAACUUUAUACACCCAUCGCCCAUACAGGCACGGGCCGUUCCGUUGGCACGGUGUGAUUUCGAUCUACUGGUGCAAGCUAAAUCGGGCACGGGAAAAACGCUCGUAUUUGCGAUCACCAUCGCGGAAAGGCACGAUCCCGAGGUCGCUUUCCCACAAUCGCUCACGAUCGUGCCAACGCGAGAAAUAGCCGUGCAGGUGGAGACGGUGCUGAACCGUAUCGGGAGUGACUUGGGCAACUUUAAGGCACGGUCGUUUAUCGGCGGUAUGGAAAUUAGUGUCGAUCGGAAGAAUCUACAGAACUGUUCGGCCGUUGUCGGCACCCCCGGCAGAAUACUGCAUCUCAUCAAGAGCAACGUGCUAAACACGUGCUACAUCCGCACACUCGUGAUGGACGAGGCGGACACUUUGCUGCAGGCGAGUAUGCGGGGCGAUAUCGACAAAAUCGUCUGCACGCUGCCCGAAAAGCGACAAACGAUCGUGUGCAGCGCCACGUUCUACAACAACCGCGAUCGUGAGCUGCUGCGGUACAUGAACGCCAAGUUUAUCGGUGUAACGCCCAAGCGCGAGGUGCCGCUACUGUUCGGCAUAAAGCAGUUCGUGCGGGAGCUUCCGGCGGAACCGGACAACGUGAAGGAUCUGAUGGCGAAGGUGGGCGUGCUGAACGAGAUCUUCCAGCAGAUCAACUUUUCCCAGUGUGUGGUGUUUGCGAACACGAUCGCAAAGGCGGAAACGUACUGUACGUACCUAAAGAAGGCGGGCUGGCCGGCGGAAGUGAUAAACAGCAGCAUGGAGCAACGGUUCCGGCUGAAGGCGAUCGAGGAUUUCCGCUCGUUCCGGGCCCGCGUACUGAUCGCGACGAAUCUGAUCGCACGCGGCAUCGAUGUGGAGAAUGUGAAUCUGGUGAUCAAUGCGGACGUGCCGAAGGAUAAUGCCACCUACCUGCAUCGGAUAGGCCGGGCGGGGCGGUUCGGUACCAAGGGUAUCGCCGUGACGCUGGUGUCGGGCGUGAAGGAUAUGGAACGGUUCCGGCGCAUCCUGCACGAUAUCGGUGGGAAUGAGAUGUUUGUACUUAAGCUGCCGCAGGGCCAGCUGGACGAUCUGUGGCAGUUCGAACGGUACGGUGACCGGUACGAGAAGCUGUUCGCUUCCCAGAUGGUGCAGGAAAUCCGGGACAAGGACGCGGAUCAGAUGUUCUUGAAGGCGAUGAAAAUGAUUGGGGAUGAGCUGAAGAAUGGCGGUGGUGAACCGUCGGCACGAAGCAAUAACAACGACGAUUUCAAGCUGGACGAUAGUUUGGAAAAGUCAACGUCGGACGAGGAGACGGUGGUGGAGUUGGUGGAUGCUGCGAAUGGUACGCUGGAAGCGGCGCAACCCAAAGCAAAGACCACCAACGGUCAUGCGGUGGAGCUGAACGGCAAUGUGUCGCCGGGCAAACCGGAACAAACGGUCCUCCAAUCGGCCUCGUCAAAUGCGGUAGCGAUGGAUGGAUUGUCGAUGUCGAUGGAGAAGCUGAGUCUCGAUCGUGGCCUACAGUCGAACGGUGAUCGUGCCGCCAAAACGAAGCGUCUCGAUUCGCUGAACGGAAACAAAAAGCACCCGGACGGUAACGAACGGCAACACAGCGUCACGCUGGAGGAAACGGAUAAUGAUGCAAACAACGACGACGACGACGGCGAUGAUGAUGAUGAUGAGGAGGAUGAUGAUGCUCCCAAACCGGGACCAUCGAAGAAUGGCGUAAAACCAGCAGCAGCAGUCGUUCCAGCCGCCACGUUAAGGGGCAAUCUAUCGACCCCGGUACCUGACGCGGAAGGAGCGCCGCUGUUGCUCCUGCAGGGUAGCACCAUCACAACCAUCGUCACCCGGAACGGUGGUGACGAAUCGGACCUCGAAAGCAGCUCCUCGCUUAGCACGAACGUCACGGAAAAGGUGGAGGUGGGGUCGGACUUUAACGCACAGAUGUCACGGCUCAACCAGAUACCCGAUCCACGCUUCCGGCAGAUCGGUUCGGUCGACUGUUCCGACAUCGAUCACAGCUCGGACAGUGAAGCGAACGGGGGCGAAUGUCCACCGUUCGAAGCGAACAAUGAUGCACUGUUUGCGAAGAUUAUGGAACAGAAGGAGCUCGGCGUGGAACAUCCCGAGCAUCAGGUGCAGCUGCAUUCGAUCGAUGGCUGCAGUUUGGAGGUGCACGACGAUACGAUCAGCGAUCGGGGCCUAACGCGCAAAUGCUCCGUCCCCGAUGUGGUACCGUGCGGCAUAUCGCUCGAUUCGUCCCGCCUGCACGGGGGCACUCAUCGUGGCGUGCUGGCGGAAGAGAUCGGUGAGAAUGGGGAGGAAGGGGAGGAGAUCGAGCUAAACUCCAACACGUGUGGUUCGAACCGUGGAUCGCUGUUCGAGGAAGAGGUGGAGGAUGUUAUACAGGCGAACCUACCGAACCGGAUCCGGUUCCAGCAGCAAGAUUCGCUCGAAGUGAACUCGAAUACGGUCGGCUCGAACGUUGGCUCCACGCCGGAACCGCCCGAGAUGCUGGAUCAGCAAUCACUUCCCAUCAUCAACCCGAUCGAAGCCGAUCCGAUUGGUCCGAUCGGGCCGGAAUGUGCGUCACACGACGUGGACGAUAUGAUGGAUGAUGCGAGCUCCUACUCGUCGUACGAUAGCGAUGCGUCCAACUCGUCCUUCUUCGACGAUGUGGACCGCGUUUCCGUUGCAUCGGCCAAAUCAACACCCAAAGAGAACGCGGCGCUUGCGUCCACCGAUCCAAUGCUGGGAGGCGGUGCAGCGGCCGUCGCCGGACCGACCGGUAGCAUGGAGCAGAUUGGAGCUGUACCAUCGAAUUCGGUGUCGGUAGCCGCCUCGCCACAUCUCUUUACCGUUCCAAGCAUCCCAACGCCACCGCUUCUCGUUAGCGGAAUAAUACCGCCGGUGGCCAGCAGCACGGUUGCGGGCGGCGUUAAUGCACCCCCGGCGCAGCCCAUCAUCGAUGAGGAGCGUACGACCCGGUCGCCCGCGUUUAUGGCACGAAUGGAAAAUCUGCUACCACCCUUCCACCCGACGAUGGCGCCCGGAGUGGCAGCUGGAGCGACCGGUGCUACCAGCACGGUGCCUCCGAUGCGUAGUGAUGCUCACGCAACCUCACUCUACCAUCGGACGUACGCCCUGUGGAGCAAUCAGUACUGGAACCAGCUGACGCAAAUUAACGAUUACGUGCGGUUCGCGACUUAUGCACGGCGCAAUGCUUACCGGAGUCCUUAAGCACAACAGCCACAUCCGCUCCCAAUCAAAGCGGCACUCAUUGCCCAAAACGGAGGAGAAAGGAUCAUCAGCUUACGGGAUGAUCUGCUAUCAGCAAGCGGCGACAACAACAUACACCACGUGAGGAGCGAGCGGAAGCGUACGGACAGGCAAGGCAAGUAGUAAUGGCAAAUUAAAUUUGUGAUCUGAAUGUUAUAAAACAAAAACAAUCCUAAAAGCGUUACGUUACACACCACAUAUACCCCUUUUACUAACACGAAAGGCAUAUAACAACACUAAAACACACGCGUUCUGCCGCUGACCGAAACUCGCACGUAAUAUUAUUCUAGAAUUAAAGCGAGAGAAAGCGGGAAACGAGAUUAGUACAGGUACGGGAGAUACGAAAACCAGUUAAAGUAAUGUUUAAUCUACUAACAUUUACCAGCAGAAGCGAAAGAGCCGGCUCUAUAUACAGCCGACGCAUCGCAGUCGUUCGCAGCAAGGACGCCUCCAGGCUUCCGGGCUCACAAACAAAAAUCGUAAAAAAGGAAUACAUCUUUCUUCCUAGGACUGAUAUUGGCAGUAACGGCAGAUAAAGCGCGGUUAGGAGUUCGUAUCGGAUAGCAGAAGCCAGAGAGCCGCCGAGCAAAAGGGCCUUGCUUGUGCUUGUUUUGCUUCUUCUUUUUUUAACACAAUAACUAUUCCAAGCUUUGAAGUGUUCGAACGAAGCAAGCAACGACGGUGGUUCUUACUAAGCUAAGAGGGGAACACGGUACGAGAACAGACAGCUAGUGGCAGAGAGCUUCUAAAGCUGGACCACCCGGUGUUUUAUGGGCUCUGCUCUAGGCUGCCAGUGAAAUAAUAGGGAUUUGCUUUUUUUUAAGCUGGCAAAAACCACUACCAUGUUUUUGGUUUUUGUGCAUCAUUAUUGUUUGGUUGAUUGUUUUCUUUACUUCCGUUUUUCUUUUUAAUGAAUUCACCGUGCAAAAAGGGGAAACAUUAAUCACUCUAUCGUGUAUCAGUGUAUUGAAUACAAACUAAGUGCUGAAGAGAAAAUAAAAAAACCAUUGUAUAACUAGUUCCAACGCAAA
Anopheles stephensi (Asian malaria mosquito) is the source of this 4888-nucleotide messenger RNA. RefSeq names its product probable ATP-dependent RNA helicase DDX20. Gene Ontology annotation, biological process: spliceosomal snRNP assembly. The record is from RefSeq and is a predicted model, not a curated record. Gene Ontology annotation, molecular function: RNA helicase activity; RNA binding; ATP binding. Gene Ontology annotation, cellular component: SMN complex. The transcript has 2 exons. Lineage: Eukaryota; Metazoa; Arthropoda; Insecta; Diptera; Culicidae. The coding region runs from base 447 to 3818 and encodes 1123 amino acids.